Molecule: messenger RNA, 3357 nt
Organism: Aplysia californica (California sea hare)
Lineage: Eukaryota; Metazoa; Mollusca; Gastropoda; Aplysiida; Aplysiidae
Product: general transcription factor 3C polypeptide 3
Biological process (GO): transcription by RNA polymerase III
Cellular component (GO): transcription factor TFIIIC complex
Molecular function (GO): protein binding
Source: RefSeq, a predicted model, not a curated record
GCUGAAAGCUUGGAUUUCGAUCUACUUUCUGCCGUACUGUGACUCAGUGUGACUGUGUGUGUCCGUUGUUACAGAACGCUCAUGAUUCUGGUAUUGGAUUUUUUGCUCUUCACACUGUACUGUCAUAUUAAGAAAGAAGAAAGUAUUGGCCCUGGGUAUCUGGUUGAAGAGACAAACCUGACUUCUGAAGCAGACAUCAUAAAUUCAUAAGUAGAUUCUAGAUGGUAAAGUAAAGGAUCACAGAAUUAGAAGAAUGGAUGCAGAUUUUACAGAGGACAGGGACUCAAAUAAUGAUGAGCCUGUGCAUCUAACAGACAUUUCGAUGAAUGUGCCUCGGUUCACAGGCACAAGACUCGAUCCUGUUGCAUCCACUUCUGGGACUGCCACAAGGCCUAGAUCUACUGCUGAGGUAGAGUUGUUGACCGACAGUGGACGCCCAGCGAACACCAACGAGCUAGUUGGUAUGCUGAAAAAUGCUGGCACUGAGCUGACUGUGAAAUACAUUACUGGGGAAUUAACGUUUGAAGAGUUCUGCCAAGAGCUAGACGAGAAAACAAAAUCAGAAGCCCCACCAUCAGCUGUGAGAGACGUACCACGACGGGCCGAGGCGUACACGCCAAACAUCCCGGCAUUUGAUCAGCUGCUGGAAGAUGACGGGUCAGAGGAGGAGGAGGAGGAGGAGGACGAUGCUGCUGGGGCUGACGAGGAAGAUCUCAGUGAAGAGGAUGCUGACUUUGUCGACGCGGGAGAAAUGGAUGAUCGUCGGGACCAAGAGUGGGUUCCUGACGAAGAUGAGAUGAAAAGUUUGAAAAACAUGAAAGGUCCGAGGAAGAGAAAGCUUGAUGGGUCUGACGUAAUGGUGCGCAAGUAUCGAAAGCCUCGACGUAAACCACACGAGCUGCCUAAGCAUUUGGUGGGUGCCCAGGGGAAAGCCAUGCUGCUCAGAGCCCAGGGCCACACAGAGGAGGCAAUCAUGCUGCUCUUCGAUAUCAUCAAUAAAGCUCCCAAAGCUGCAGCUCCAUACCAAGCCCUGGGAUCUAUCCAUGAAGAGAAAGGAGAUGUGAAGCAAGCCUUGAAGUUUCUACUGGUUGCUGCUAACCUUCAGAGAGCUGAGCCAAAGCAGUGGUUUGAGCUCAUAGACAUGUGUAUGAGACUCAAUGAUGAGAAACUGGCCUUGACCUGCUAUCAAAGAGCUAUGAAAGCGAGGAGAAACAGACAAGACAAGCUGGAAAUUCAGAUGCACAAGAGUGCGUUCUACGAAAAGCUUGAUCAGCCGCAGAAAGCCAUGCAGUGCCAGGAGAAUGUUCUGUCCUACAUGGACAAGAGUCAGCCAGAUGAGAUAUUGGCCUUUGCCAGAUCUCUGACCCACGAGUACAUGAAUCAGCAGAAUGUGUCCGCAGCAAUUGGCGUGUUACAGUUCAUUCAUAAACAGCUGCCUAAGUCGAUCGAUGCCGAGGAUAUUCAUCUCCUUGUCGAGCUCUUGAUGUCCCAACAAUCCUAUGAGAAAAGCCUAGAGAUCCUGAUCGUGCAUUGUGGUGUCAAGGUCGUUGUCUCGGGUCGAUCUCCAACUUCUGAAGAGAUUCCAGGGAUUAUUGCCGACUUGUCUUCAAAGACGGAAGUUUUAGAAAAGGUAGAAGUGCCUGACCUUAUGCCAGUAGAUUUGAGGUCAAAGCUUGUCCAAAGUUUUGUCUCAGCAAAGUUUUUGCCAGAUUUCAGUGCCUUGAAGGGAGUAAUAUCUGGUCUGACAGACGCAGACGUGGAGGAGUUUGGAGACAUCCACUACGACAUCGCUGAGACCAUGGUGGAGUGCGGCUACCACGAGGACGCCAGGCCAAUCCUUCAGAACUUGGUCAAGUCAGAAAAAUUUAGCAAGGCAGAGGUGUGGCUGACCUACGCCCACUGUCUGAACGCGCUGGGCAACAUCCAGGCCGCGGCGGAGGCGUACAGCAAGGUGGUGGAUCUGGCCCCCAACCACUACGCCGCGCGGGUCACUCUGUCCUCUCUACAGCAGCAGAUGGGCUACAACGACCGAGCUCUUGAGGUCCUCACCAAUGCAACAGAUCCUUCGGGAGAAAGCCCUGCGACGUCGGAUCAGCUCCUGUUGCUGCACAAAUGUCAGUUGUUGCACUCCCAGGGACGUACGGAAGAUUUCAUCAGCUCUGGGCGGAGAUUGUUGUCCUACAACAUGCGAGGGGAAUACAGCCCAGACUUUCUGAAGAUAUUGUUGGCUAUAAGGACGAUGAAGUCACGCAAGAAGUUCUACCCUCAUCUGUCAGGCAAGAAAACAGAUGGAGAAGUCUCUGAUGAAAUUUCGGAGCUGGAGAAAGUGGAACAGGAGAAGUUCAAGGAGGACAUGUGGGAUGUCUAUCUCAAGCUGAUCAGGGCACUGCAUAAGGAAGGAGAUGAACAGGUUUUACUCAACACGGCUAUUCUUGGUAUCACCUGCCCUGCGUUUUGUGAGGACGAAGCCAAAGUGAAGGCAGCAGAAUUUCUUUGCCUGAAAUGUGGCCCUGUUAAUCAAAGUGUGUACAACUUGGCAAGAAACCUUGUUGGAGAUGAAAAGGAGCAUAACCAAGCUUGGAACCUAUUCUCGUACGUCGUUACAAAGUUCAAGGAUGUCCAUGACCUUCGUUUCGCAAUGAGGGCCCUGAUGAAGAAUCCUAACAGCAUGGCUCUUGGUAUGCUGAAUGGAAAUGCUCGUCUUAUCUCUGGCUCUUAUAAAUUGGCCCUUGGCGAGUACCUGUCCGUGUUCCGGCAGUCCCCGCACGCCCUGGCCGUUCUGUGCUGUGCUCUCUGCCUCCUGCACAUCACCUCACAGCUACACGCCGCUCGCAGGAACCAGCUCAUUCCGCAGAUCCUGUCUUUGUUAAAUGUUUACAAAGAGAUGAGAGGGGAGUGUCAGGAGGCCUACUAUAACAUCGGACGGGCCCUGUACCAGAUCAAUUUACACUUUGCUGCCAUACACUACUACAAGAGAGCACUGCAGUUUCCUCCGAUGGUUUCUGACCAACAUGGUACCUUUGAUUUGACGAGAGAGAUUGCCUUUAACCUGGCACAGAUUCACCAGAAGAGUAAGAACUUUGAGGCGGCGCGCUACUACAUCGAGAGAUACUGCGUGAUCUGAUGUCAUUGGUCAGACUCCGCUGUCACAGACGCACACAGAUAGAUCGAGAGUGACGGGGACGAAGACUGGCAGCCUGUCUGUGGUCAAAGGACUACACUUGACAUCCUCACCACUCUAGAAGCUGGUGUGUUUCUCUGAGUUUAGAGCCAAGUCUUUGUAUCAAAUGACUACACUCUGCUGCUGGCAUGAAUAAAAGUCUUCCUCCAGCAAAAAUUGGGGUGGACAAAAUUAAA